Miscanthus lutarioriparius is the source of this 516-nucleotide messenger RNA. NCBI's taxonomy places the organism in Eukaryota, Viridiplantae, Streptophyta, Magnoliopsida, Poales, Poaceae. The record is from the annotation of a GenBank genome assembly.
AUGGAUCCUUCAAAGAUUCUUGUUUGGAACAUACGGGGUCUGAAUUCCUCAACUCAUCAAGACUCUGUUCGAAUGUUGGUCCAGUCCAUUAGAGCUGACAUAGUCUGCCUUCAAGAAACUAAGAUGGAAGGCAUAUCUCAGUGGUUUGUUCUAUCUACUCUAGGUCUAGCUUUCUAUCAUUUUGUAUUCGUACCAUCAGUGGGUGCUAGUGGAGGGAUACUUGUUGCAUGGAAGCAAGCUCUUGGCACUGCUGGGAAUUUUUGGGUGGACAAUCAUUGUGCUUCUGUCCAAUUUCUACCCAUUGACAGCGAACCAUGGUGGCUCACCUGUGUGUAUGGGCCACAAGGGAAUGAGGAGAAGAUCAAUUUCUUACAAGAACUCCGCUUGAUCCGCACUCAUUGUCAUGGCCCAUGGAUGGUAGUCGAGGAUUUUAACCUCAUCUAUAGGGAGGAAGAUAAGAACAAUGCCAAUCUCAACCGUGCUAUGAUGUGUCAUUUCCAUCAGGGCCCUGGAUGA